Dunckerocampus dactyliophorus (ringed pipefish) is the source of this 7462-nucleotide messenger RNA. RefSeq names its product proline rich 5a (renal) (gene prr5a). NCBI's taxonomy places the organism in Eukaryota, Metazoa, Chordata, Actinopteri, Syngnathiformes, Syngnathidae. Gene Ontology annotation, biological process: TORC2 signaling. The coding region runs from base 4070 to 5539 and encodes 489 amino acids. Gene Ontology annotation, cellular component: TORC2 complex. The record is from RefSeq and is a predicted model, not a curated record. The transcript is spliced from 9 exons.
CGCCGGUCAAGAUUAACAGUUAUUAUUAAAGUGAAGCAUUCUGGGUAAUCUACUUAUCUGCAUCCACAUUCUGUAAAUCCCGCUGCCCCCUCUCAUCUGGUCCCAUCACCUUGGGCCAAAGAUAAAAAUCUCCAGGCGGGCUUAUGAAGCGACUCGUACAUGUCCAUGAACUGUUUAAAUGUGUGAGUGGUCAUCCUCGGACAUGUGUUGUUUACUUAGAAACAACACAUUUGUACCAUUUGAACAAUGCAACCGUCCAAAAUUCCACUGCCCAACAACAAACAAACCAUUUUUUGUAUUUUUGUUGGCUUCCCUUAAGAAUUUAAUACUGCGAUCACACUUGAGGGGAGGAAUCAUCAGACUAGUUCAUACAGUAUAAAGCUUCUUUUCCAAGAAAAAUCCUUCAAGGGGAAAUUCAAAUUAACCCUCAGUUGUCAUGUCAUGUUAACCCAUUGCAGUGAACACAGCACGCACACACAGCCACGCCCAUUACUGGGAAUAAGGUUCCUUGUUCAAGGGCACCAUGUGAACACACUGGAGGAAAUUCAACCUGAGGCACUUUCUGAACAUUAUUUAUUGUUUCUUCUUUUAAACACAACAAGCACAAACAACGAAAGGAUUGUCCCGUUGCUCCGUUCAUUGCUGUGAUGCGUUCAAAGACUCUUGUCCUGUUUGCCAAUGUUAACAAUGUCCAUUUCACCCAUUGGUCCUGCCACUAUUAUACUUAUGUCUUUAUAGUAUUAUGUCAUAUUGUGUGUUCGUAAUUUAUUUUAUUUUAUUCAAUAUGAAUGUAAAUACUCCAUUUAACGCAUCUAUUCAGUUAAGCACCCGGUUGCUUAUGGUCACCGAGUGUACGGUCGACGAAAGCAAAUAACUUGCGGGGUCUCUAAUUAACGCAGAGUCAAAAAAACCUCCUAAUGUAGCUUUUAUUCACGACACAAGACGGAUGUGAGUAUCAUAUGUGGUCGCCACAAGGGUUGGGUGUUGUGUACUUAUUAUCCCAAAUUGGUACUUUUGAAACAGUGCCAGUUCUUAAACAGUGCCUGAACCAAAUACAGUAGUUAAAAAAAUGGAAAACAUACAAAUUUUGUCCGAAACAAUGACUUUUUAUUUUUACUGAAUUUUGUGAUAUGUAAGUUGAACAGAAUAAUUAUUGAAAUACCUCAGUAAUAUAAAUAAAAUGAUAACUAAGUAAUACAUUCACCAAUAUGAAAUAAAAGCCACAACAAAUUGUCAUUAUUAUCACUGCAAAACCAGCAGCAACACACAACACAGGGAAUGAGCAAAAAAAUCUUUGCAUACAUUCCGCUGUUUAAGAAAUCGACAGUUGAUACACCAUUCUGGCAAGGUGCUGUGUUGUAAUGUUUACGUACAGAGUUUGUGAAUGCAUCUCGCUCGCCGUUGGUGGAUAAUGAGGAAGUGUUGUAUUUCGUGAUUGUGUGGAGAGCGAUGUAGAAACGUUUGAGUGCACCAUGUUGAAAUUAGAGCUGCAACAAAUAAUGGAUUAUCUAAUUAAUGGACUAACUAUUUAAAUAACCUCUGAUUUCAGCCUCUCAAAUGCGAGUAUUUUUAAAUGUCCUUAGUCAAAACAGACCUAUUUUCUUUGUGUUUUAGGCAAAACAAGAUAUUCACACACAUCAGCUUUGACUUUGGAAAACACUGAUGGACAUUUUUGCCUCUUUUCUGAAAUUUUGCAUACCAAACAACCAGCUAUCUGUAUUUGGUUCAUAUUGAUUUGGUCCGUCUAGGGUAGGGAUCGGGAACCUUCUUGGCUAAGAGAGUCCUGAAACCCACAUAUUUUAAAAUGUAUUUCCGUGAGAGACAUUUAAUAUUUUUUAAAACUGAAUACAACUAAAUGUGUGCAUUUUUAAGACCAACAAUUUUAGAAUUGAAUAAGCUCACCAAUAAUAAAUAAAAUACUUCUUAUUAUGGAUGCGACUUCUGACGCUGCAUGGUUUUGCAGCGUACGCUGUAUCUUUCUUUCUUUUCGCCAUCUCCUUCGUCAAAAGGGCUGGCUCCAGCCGACUACUUCUUGACCUCUCAAUGACCCCGGUAGGCUACCACAUUAUCCAGUAAUAAUCAAGUUUUGGUGUCUGACCCGAAAAUAUCCUGAGGACAGCUGGCAUUGGCUCUGGCCACCCACACCGUGGUAGAAAAUGGAUGGAUGAAUUAAAAUGCAUGAGAAAAUUUUAUAAUUUGCUCAUUAUUUUCAUCACUGUGAUUUCUGUAAUGUUUUACUUAAAAAUGUCAGCAAAAAAUAACAGUCGUGUUAAGAAAUGUCUGAGAGCCACACUAAAGAGCCACAUCUGGCUCCCAAGCCACAGGUUUCCUACCCCUGGUGUAGGGCCUAACCGAUUACGUGAUUAAUUAAAACAACAAGCUUCAUAUUAAUCGACUAAGAACAUGAUCAAUAUGUUCAGCCCUUGUUGGAAUUGAGCACUGCUGUUGGUGUGUUAAGGUUGGCAAUAAAGUUUUAAAAGAGCGGAAGACUGAGUGUUUCUUGUUGCAGGUGAUUUAGCAUGCAGGUAAAUGAGGCACUGAUAGCCACUUAUUUUUUCAAUCCAGUUACUUUCAGUAUGCGUCCCUAGUCCCCAUCCAACUCUGCAUGCGCUUUAAAAUGUUUGUUGCGCUACUCUGUUGUUGGUCUUAAAGCUAUGCGUGUUACACUUGCCGGACUGUUGUUUACAAUAAACUCAUCAGUGGUAUUGAUGCUGGCUGUGUCACGGUUUGUUUGGAGGCUGUAUGCAGAGAUGAGGCGAUGGUGAAGAUUAGGAUGAUUUAUUUGACCAACAAAAAAUCCAAACUGUAAAAUAAGGUCAAACGUCAGCAGGGGAAAAAAACUACGAAGGCUGCAGCGGUGCUGAGCGAAGCCACGCGACGAGGCUAGCUUAGACCAAAAAAACUGUAAGCUAGACUCCAAAAUGUAAGAGUGGCAUGUAGGCACGAGAAGUUGGAAAGGUGAGACUCGACCCAACAUUGAGAAACAAGCUGGCAACUGCAAACAACAAUUGCUGAGCCUACGAGCAGUGGUGAAGAACUGAGCGACUGCAGGUGUGUUUCGUGGCGCCACCCAGAAUCGGGAACUGUGGUGUCUGGAACAGAAAAGAGAACAGAGGGGAUCAGCAAAAAACAGAAACAGACCAAAGAGGACCGUACAACGUGACAGGCUGAGCAGCACAGUCCUGCUGUUCCAACAUUGGUUCUGUUGCUGCUGUGUUGUGCAAUAAACUUGUGAAUAAAUGACCAUGUGGUCAAAGAGACCUGUAUGUUUUGCUUUGCACUUUUUAAAGUACAAAUGGUUAUUAAAGUUUAAAAAUGAAGUUAUUUUGUAUAAUGGGCAUUCACAUUUGGGAAAUAACAGCCUCUCUCCAAUUAUCACCAGCUUUCAAGUAACUUUAAAUAAAUUUUAAAAAUCCCUAUCCAUAAUUAGAGCAUUUACAGUCUAAUUUCUUGUUUCUGAUUAAAACAGGUUCGACCAGGGUUUUGAUAACUGCGACUGACAUGAAUUCAACAUUUUUUUUACAUCAAACAUGGCGGGAAAAGUACCUUUGGCCAGAAAACACUGACUUUGAAAACGGAGCCAGGGCUAAAGUUCAGUGCUGAAGACAGCAUCUCUGUUAUUAUCAUGUGUUCCAUAGAUGCAAAGGCUUGUUAAUGGGUUCGUUUAUUAAGACUCCAGGAAGUUGCAGUCAGUUCAAGUACAGGACUUGUUAACUAAGCAGGUUACUGUUUCACCACUAGGAGUUAUUUUUAAAUGCCAUCUUCCUUUCUACUCAUCCCUCAUGACAGAGCAGGAAGACAUCCUUUAUUGUCCUGCAUUGUAACCCCACUUCCUACUGCUGUUGUUUUUGUUGUCACUGAGCCGUGCAAACUCCUCCUCAGCUGCUGCUUACCCCACUGGCAUCUGUGUGCUGCAUAAAUAUUUGUUGGCAUCAAAGAUGGUAUUGUUUGAGAAGCCUAUCAGUGCCACUGUUCUCUUCUCUUCUGAGACCUCGGGGGCAGUGGGGCCCACCUUCCAGCUCGGCCCCGCCCAUGCUCUGUUUUUAUAAAACAAGCUCUCUCUCUCGUCAUGCAUCACUCUGUCCUACUUUAUUCUCGUCCUGUGUCAGCCGGCCUUUCUUUUGCGUCCUCUCUCCAUUCUCUGCUCAUGUUCUCGCCUCCCCGCCGGCGCUCUGCUUCCUGUUUCCUCCUCCGUCUUCGUCUCCGUCUCGCGUCAGCUGGUAGCCUGACCUUCCUUCUUUCCUGUCCACGCCACUUAUCGCGUAUGCUCUCAUCUCUCUCCUCCUCCAUGGUUCCCAUGAGGACUCUGCACCGGCUCAAGCUGAUGAGCUCGCCCAGCCUUAGCGACCUGGGCAAGAGCGAGAAGGGUUCACCAGAAGACAGGGGGGAGAAGCAGAAGAGAGCCGGUGCCAACGCCACCUGGAACAGUAUCCACGACGCCGUCAUCGCAGUCUUCCAGAAGAAAGGUUUGGCCGAUAACGAACUUUACGCUCUCAAUGAAGGCGUGAGGCACCUGCUGAAAACCGAGCUGGGUUCCUUUUUCACAGAAUACCUGCAGAACCAGCUGCUGACAAAGGGCAUGGUCAUCCUGAGGGACAAAAUAAGGUUCUACGAAGGUCAGAAGUUACUGGACUCUCUGGCAGAAACAUGGGACUUCUUCUUCUGUGAUGUGCUCUCCAUGCUGCAGGCCAUCUUCCACCCAGUCCAGGGUAAGGAGCCUUCCGUCCGUCAGCUGGCUUUGCUCCACUUCAGGAGCACCAUCGUCCUGAGCGUUAAGUUAGAGGAUGCCUUGUCUCGCCCCCGAGCCCGAGUGCCGCCUUCUGUGACGCAGAUGCUGCUCAUCCUGCAGGGAGUCCACGAGUCACGUGGUGUGAAUGAGGACUACCUGAGACUGGAGUCUUUGGUCCAGAAAGUCGUCUCACCCUACUUGGGAACACAUGGACUUUACUCUGGAGACGACACCGAGGACCACUGCUGUGUUCUGGAGAAGCGUUUACAGUGGGGCUGGUCCAAGUCUGCUGACCAGCUGUCUAAAAACCCUGUGGUACGAUCCAAAAGCUACAACAUUCCUCUGCUGCUGACCCCGGUGGCUGAGUACGACCCGGAUAGCAGCUCCGUUGGCAGUGGAGGAAUCAGGCGUCACUCGGCCUGUGAGAUGAUAUCAUGCCUGGAGGAGCAAAGUUUGACCUACGCUGACCUGACAUCCAGCGCCGAGCUCUCUGGCUCCACCUCCAGCAGGCUUUGCGUGGGCUCUCAGUAUAAAGGAGCCGCCUCCAUGGACCUCCCUCUGUCCUCACCCUCCCUCCUCCCGCUCCAUUCGUCCGGAGCGCUGCACGGCACCGAGGCCACGACCACCAUGACCGACCUCAGCAAAGCGGCAUCUUGCACGCCGCCCAGCGAGUCGUCCAGCCCCGAAACCAUCAUCGGGCAAGUGCUCGAGUCUGCGGACUCGGACUCAGAUGGGAUAUUUAUCGAUUUCCCGCCUCAUUCCUCAGAGGCUCUGGGCUACGGUCGCGAGAGCCGGCAGAGCACCGUGUAGCUGGGCAUCACACACACACACACACACCUUUCAUUCACCAAUUAUCAUCGUGAGUACAUUUCAUUGCUCUUGUCUAUCUUUGUUUUCCGUCCAUUUACGCUGCUUUAUGCUGGUUUUAAAAGUGAAAUAGUUAGCGAACUAAAAACAUGAAACUAAUUUAAAUACAAGAAUCCCAGAAAGCGCAGACCUCCAGUAAGGUUGAACUCUGAACAAGAGUCGCCAAAAAUUCCGUGAUUAUGUGUACGGGUAUUUAAGCGUAAAAACCAAGUUUGUAGACUUGCCAAAGAAGAAACAAAUCAGUUUUGGUGAAGAUCUGGAUAAAGGUACAUAUUGCGACGGUCCAGUGAAUAAAAUGUCUGCAAACUUUAUGAUUUUUUUUCUUUUAAAUUUAAAACAAAUGAGCUUUUCUUUUCAGAUCAAACAAAAAAGAAAAAAAUGCUACAUUUGGAGAUAGAUGCUUUUUAACAAAAAGGAAAAAAAAAAUGGGGCUACAUUACAUUUUUUAUUUCAAAAACGCUUAAAAAAUUCAGAGGAGCAUGCUUUUAUAAAUAAAAAAGCAAAAAACACAAUUUGAAAAGACAUUUUUGAUAAAAAUAAAAAAAAAUGGUGAUUCAUUCUUUAUCAAAGAAACAUAAAAAAAAAUUGGAGGCAUGCUUAUUUAAGAAGGCAAAAGAAAAUUGAUUAAUUGUGAAGAUGUGUUCUUAAUAAAAAGGAAAAAUCACAAAAUUUGAAGAUACAUUAUUUUACAAAAUCAAAACAUUUGGAUAUACAGUACAUGCUUUUUUAUAGAAAAAUUGGAGAUACACACUUUGCAACAAGAAAAAAACCUUACAUUAUUUGGAGACACGUGCAUACCUAAAAAGGCACAUAAAUCUAUUACAUUUGGAUAAACAUGCUUUAUAGGACAAAAUAUUUGACAUAUACUUCAUGGAGAAACAUGCUUUAAAGUAUCCAGGAUUUUCAUGAACUGUGUGAGCCCUGGUGGACAUCUGCUCAUUAGAGGGAGCAAAGAGGUCACAUACAAAAAUUCCCCCAAACACACAAACUAUUACCACCCUGGCUGAGGUAAUAGAACCUCAGAACUACAGCCAUUGGGACUGCUUUGAUGUCUUGGUUUUUGCAACCAGUGAGGUUCCACAUCCAUAUAUUUAAUCGUAUAUGUUUAUGUUUGGCAUUGAGUCCACUGACAUAGAGCUAGUGAGAGACAUCAGUGUGUUAUUGGGAUUUCCAGUAUUUGUUAUUGAAACAAAUAAUAAGCAGCUUCAUUCCACUGAGGAUCAUUUUGAUCCUUCAACUGAAUGUAAAAUGACAUUAAAAAUGACCACAAUUCCAUGUUGUUUUUUUACAUAGCAGCACCAUCCGCUUAUAAAGUCUCAUCAGUCCUAACUUAUUUUUCCAUUUCCAUGAUGUGGUGAAGUAAACACGCUAUGAUAAUGCGGGCUAAUGAACUGUUUCAAUGUUUUUCAAUGCUUGUAGAGGUCGAAUGCUUUUUACAUGGUGUUUUUUUUUCCUGCUUUGUACAGACAAAAUUCUUUUUAUUGUUUACAUUUCAAAGACAAUUGUACUGAAUGUUGUCUCACACACUGUACUUUGCACCUUGUCGAUAUACAAGUGCAUUGUUAGUUUUCUCAGACAGCUAGUGGUUAUGAAAUGAAUUCGUGUUUUCUUAAAAAGGGCUUUUUAAAAGAAUCUUUAAAAAAAAGAAGAAAAAAAUGUUUUACCUCAAGCUUUUUGUACUUUCCUUUUUUUGGACAAUCUAUACGGAGUCGUACUUUGUAUUCAUUUGUUAUACUAGCCCAGUGAAAAUAGAUUUAAAUAAAAUGUCAAAUAACCUUUUUUGUCUUGCUAUAUCUUUAUGAAAAGUUCUGUAACUUUGCUCUGCUUCACUUCAACAGCAUAAAACUUUGCACAGGUAAUGUCCAC